Symbiodinium sp. CCMP2456 is the source of this 437-nucleotide messenger RNA. The record is from the annotation of a GenBank genome assembly. Lineage: Eukaryota; Dinophyceae; Suessiales; Symbiodiniaceae.
AUGGCUGUGUCAGAUGAAGACAAGAGGGCCGCCGUGGCCCUUGCCAACUCAGAUUUGCAGUACGUGCUUCAGGAAGCUGGGGCGGACUUGAGCACCCAGUAUGCCGUGUGCUCCCUGCACACAACGAUCAGACGUUUUCAGGCAAUCGCCGACACUAGGUCAGAGGCGAGGCAGGCCGCAGCGCGGGACUUCGGCUGCUCUUCGGACACAGCUGCAGGUCGGCAGCAGCAGGCAGCGGUGGUGGCAGCAUGGGAGCUUGCCAAAGAGGUUUCGGCUAAGGAGGUGGAGCUUCGCGCUGAGUCCAAAGUCCUUGGACAGCCCAGGGUGCUUCAGGUUCAGGAACGCCAGGCCAUGUUAGCAGCUGUCACAGCGGUUCACGGUCGCUUGAAUGAGGGCGAGACGCCUUCAGCAGAGUACCUUGCUCUCAAGGCCGAGGA